GCCUACGGCAACCCACCAUCUUGCAGAAGGGUGCUGUUUUGACAACCAUGAGGAAACGCAGCAGUCCAUCGAUGAUUGGAUGACCGCGGAAUGCAUCCCCUUCAAUAUGAUGAGAAGUGUGUAUUGGGAUCGUAUGGUGCAAAAGUUGAUGAAUGCGCCGACGGGCUUCAGAUAUGCCAAGUACGAUAAGGCGAGGACAACACGUGUGGAGAAAACCAAAACGAGAAUCAGGGCAAGGGUGGAGGAGUUGAGGAAAGAGUGGGUGACCACCGGAUACAUGCUGCAGCUCGACGGAUGGACUGACCGUCGAGCGAGACCACAUAUCAAUGUCAUGGUCUCUCUGUGCAGCUGCAGGGAGAAUGGUGGACUGGAGUUCGGCCACAUUUUCUCGGUGCCGUGCACUGCGCAUAGCAUUGACUUAGUGCUGGAGCAGUUUGCGAAGAUUGGGUGGGUCGACAAUGUUUUGAAGAAGGCGACGGAGGUGGCAAAGUUCUUCACGAACCACGGCAAAGUUCGGGACCUGCUCACAAUUUAUUCCAAAGGAAUAGUUGUGGCAAAACCGGGGGCAACCCAGUUUGCGACCAACUUCAUUAUGCUCGAUAGUGUGCAGGAGCUGUACUUGUCACUUCGCGCAUGUAUCACUGACCCUGAUUGGAAGCCGAACAUUGUGAACCAAUCACAGCGACACCUUUUUGAGAACGCCACUGACCUUGUUCUUGACGAUAAGUUCUGGGCAGGAGUUGAGAAGGUCCAGUCGACGUCGAAGGAGCUGCUACUGCUUCUGAAGUUUGUGGAUGGCGAGGGUCCGACAAUCAGCAAGGUGUACGCGCCCAUGGACAGCGACGUGGAAAAGUUGCGGGCGAAGGAGUGCUUUUCCCAACAGGAAAAAGAUGAGCUAGAAGAAAUCAUAAUGCGACGGUGGAACACCAUGACAUCGCCUCUUCACUGUGCAACGAUGUUCUUGGACCCAGAGUAUCGCAGGUCCAAGCUGGAGAAAGAUGCAGAGGUGAUGGACGGGUUUUGGACUUGGGUGUACUUGUGGUGCAAGCCGGACAUGUAUCGGGACAUGGAUGAGGAGGUGGACCGGUGGAUUGAUGGUUUGGGAAGGUUUAAUUCAGAAGAGGCAAGAGCAGCGGCACGAGGGGAGAAGCCAGCAAGGCGGUGGCGGAAAUGGUGCAGUGAGAUCCCGAACUUGCAGAGGCAAGCGAUUCGGUUGCUCGGGCAAGGUUCCUCCAGCUCUGCUUGUGAGAGGAAUUGGAGCCUGUUUGAGCGUAUACACUCGCGGCCAAGGAACAAACUGUCUCCUGCGCAGUUGAACAAGUUGGUGUUUAACAGAUGGAACCAGCAUCUGUCGGACAAGAUCACAGGAAAGAAGCCGGACCGUGGAAAUAUUGCAUGGGAGGAUAGCGAGGCCGAACUGACUCCAACCGAAUUGUCCAAGGAAGCAGAGCAGCGUGUGAAGGAGUGGCGGGAACGACUGCGGCGUUUGAGGGAAAGGGAGGUGGAGAGCUCCAGUGAUGAUGAGGAUGAUGACGAUGAGGAGAAGGAAAAUGGUCAGGGUGGUGGCAGGGCAGCAGAAGGACACAUCUCACGUCUAAGACAUCAAAGUGAGCUCCUUGAAAUGGAGAGGGAACUGAAUGAGACAUGGAGGAAGGCCACGCGGCCUUCCAAGUGGAUGGCACGUUCUUACUUGGGGGAGGUGCAAAGGGCAGCAAAGACCAUGACAGUGGAGCACGCUGAUAAAUACAUUUCUGCUCGCCAAGGCGUGCGCUCCUGCCCCCCAAACAGCGAAGCGUGGCAGAGGGAGACCACGAAAGGCCCCACAGGUAGGGGAGGAGGAUGCACUGACACGAGGUUCCGGUUGCGAUGAAGCUGAUGGGGGGGAAGACGAGCCAAGGUUGGAAGCAGAGGCAGCAGCCCAUGAGCCAGUGAAACGAACCCGU
Molecule: messenger RNA, 1943 nt
Organism: Chara braunii
Lineage: Eukaryota; Viridiplantae; Streptophyta; Charophyceae; Charales; Characeae
Source: the annotation of a GenBank genome assembly